UGGUCGGUCAUUUCCGGUAUAAAUGAGGAAAUUAAUAUUAAAAAUGUGUUUUAUUAAUAAUGAUUCUUUACUAUUUUUUAUGCAUCAAUGAAGUACGAACUGUUGGCUAAUAACAAUUCUACGUAAUUGACAUCUCAUAACCUAUUUGACAAGUCAAGAAAUCUUUUAUAAAUAAGAACUAUACAAUAUGUCGCCAAAGAUGGUUGUAUUAUCAAAAAGAAAUAUUAUAUUCCACUUUAAUGGGCGUCAAAAGAAACUUUUCACACAAUGAUUUUGUAACAAAAACUGUGAUUGACUAUUGGAUGAGAGGAUUAAAUUCUCAAUGGAAGCUUGUGCCCAACGAAAAAAAAUGAACAAAAAGGAUAGGGAUGAAUUUUCCAGAAAUUGUGCUUUAUUACAGUUUUUAUUUGAUUUUUGAGUAUUAGUUUUUUAAACUUUUCUACUAAUGCAGUUUUAUAAAAAUCUUCAUAAGAUUUUAUAUAAAGGAGAUAUAUUUUAUUCAUGGAUCAUAUUGCUUUGGUUUAAUAGUAUGUUGUUGUCAGUAUAGAAUAUAACCUUUUCCUAAGCUUUUUAAAUAUUUUUUACCACUGUGUUUAUAAACUAGACAAAUUAUUGUGAACUAAAAAGCUGUGUUGUAGAGGAUGGAUUAUACAAUGGACACCUUAAGUUUAGAAGGUGUUCGGCAAUAUGGUGAAAGGUAUGAAGCUGCGGUAAAUAGUGAUACAACAAUGGAGCUGGGUGAAAAUUUUUCUCGUACUGUGCAGAGUAACGCGAUGAAUAAAAUGGGGGCCGAGCCAGAUUCUCAGAGGACUAUUUUAAAACUGGAUUUAAGCAAAAGUAUUGGCAAGGACUUUCAAGCUUCUUCCUCAGUUUAUGAUGCACAACAAAGUUUAUCUGCUGAUCUUUUACCAGCGCAAAGUGAGGCUUCAAUGCAGCGGGCUAUGUAUUUUAACAAUGGAAGAGUAUCAUUACCGUCGCAUGAUGGUAUUAGCGAACAACUUAGAGUUCCAGAGAAACAGACUUAUUAUUCAGAUGGUAGGCUUAUUCCAGAAAAUUUAGCAAUUGAAGAAGAUGAAGCCGAGGAUAGGUUAGCUUCAUAUUAUGAAAAUAAUGGGAGAUCGAUAGAGAAAACUGAAUUGGUAGAUCAAUCACAGAAAAUUGUGCGAGGAAUAGGUGGUCCUUUCGUUUCUGAUUUUCUUCAAGAAAUUACCCAAACUAAGGACAUCAAUUGUAUGCAAGAUAUAUCCAGAGUUACCUCUAGCAGUGUUAAUCAAGGUCAAGAAGGGGAACAAAAGUUAAGUAAUAAUUCCGAACAGCCUGAUCCAUCACUUGGUGCUCAAGAUCAGAAUUCCAAUUUUGCUCAAAAUAUGCAUGAACCUGGGACAAAGUAUGCUGAGAACUUCCCAAACAGUGUUUCCCAGUGUCAGGAUAGUGCAUUCAAUGAUUCCUCCGUCAAAAACAGUACUAACCUGCAGAUGAAAAAUAACACCGAGAUCAGUUUUGAGAGUAGCUAUGCAGAUGUAAUACCCGAGAACCUGUCUUCUUCACAUGUGGAUACAGACACUGACUGCAAUGGACAUUCCGAAAAGCCACCUUCACAAGCUGAUGCCAGUGAAAGGUCUGGGGAAUCAAACUCAGGUAACAAGGAAGCUGUGGUCCCAGUUGUCAAAAGGACUAAACGCAAAAGAGAUAAAAGCUUGGUGCAGCAGCAUCUACCUUAUAAGAAGUCUAAAUUUACUGAAGAAGAUUCAGAAGAAGAUGUUGAAGAAGGUUAUGAGGAUAAAGUUUAUAAAGAGUUUGAUGAAAGCACAGAGGAUGAAAAAACUAAUGACGUCAGUGGGGACCUAGACCAUCAUGAACUCGACAACAGCCGUGAGUUUGAUGAUGACGAUGAAACACAGUCUUCAGAUUCUGAGUUCUCUCUCUCUAAACGAUACAACAAAAAGAAAUUCAAAUGCAAAAUUUGCAAUAAAUCCUGGAAAUUAAAAAAGGAUUUAAAUAACCAUAUGAAAUCACACCCAUCGGCAAAAAAAUAUGCCUGUUCGGUGUGCAACACUAGCUUUCAAACAAAAAGCACCCUCUCGCAACACAUGUCGACUCACGUUGACUCCAAGCCCUACCCAUGCCCUGAGUGUAAUGUCAUUUUUCAAAGUACGGCUGAUCUUAAGGAGCAUAAAAAAACACACAUCGUCACCCGGGCCUUCAAAUGCUCAGAAUGUACGUACUCGGCUAAACGCAAAAAAGACCUAAGAAAACAUAUGCUUGUCCACUCUGCGACAAAAGACCACUACUGCCAGUAUUGUAAGUUCUCCUCUAAACGGAAAUACAGUUUACUCAGGCACAUGAAAACAGCCCAUUCGUCCGAAAAGCUGUACGAGUGCAGCAUUUGCAGUUUCAAAACAAGUGCUGUUGACAGUUUUAAAGUUCACGUGGCUAUGCAUGCAUCCACGAGGACGGUGGUUUGUAUUAUCUGCGGUACUGUGAUCAGGAAGAGGCCCACCCUGAUUGAGCACCUGCUUGGCCACACAGUGGACCCAGACCAGGCGUGUAAGGAAUGUGAUGAAGUUUGCUCCACCACCUACGAGUACAUGCUACACCUUCUGUCCCACAAGGAAAUAGAUACCACGGUGUCUGAAGAUUUGACCCAGUCUUCCAUAUUUGAUUUAAGCGCUUCCGUUGCUAAUGGAAGUGCAGAGUUAUCUUACCUUGGUUCUGAUUUCCUGGCUAGGCAUAGUAAAUUGAUUAUGGAUACGCCGACAAUGGAAGUGAAGAUUGGUAAAAUGUCAGAUGUUGCUUCCCGAUUGGCUGAUAUGACUAAGGUGAUUUCACUGUUGAAUGAAAAAAACAAAGUUGUUCUUCAGCUUGGAGAAAUAUCCACCUUGGCAACUGAACUGGCGGUUUUAUCUGGCAAUGUUUUGCAGUCGUACAAAAAUAUGUAUAAUAUUUUUAGCGGGACAAAAACAAAGUCAGCCUCAUCGUCAUAUGAAGCAGAUGAGGAUACUUCAUUGAUGGAUGAUGAUUUUGGGAAUUUGAGUGCUGUACUCAAUAUGACAGCAUCAAUUAAACAAGAAUUGCAGGAUGGUUUUCCAACAUCUGAGAGUGAAGCUGGGAUGCAGAUUCAGGUUGAUUUGAAUGGAGAACCUGUUUCCUGUAUCCAGAAAGAAGAUUCCUACAGGAAGUCCAAGCUAGGGGACAAGAGCUUGAAAUGCAACCGCUGUAACCUUAUGUUCACGGAUACGCGUAGCCUGAAGCGCCACCUGAUGGCCCACGAUGAUGUUCGCCCGUACGCCUGUGAAAAAUGUGGCCAAUCUUUCCGAAGGAAUGAACAUUUGAAGAAACAUAUGGUAACUCACUCAGACGAGCGACCGUUCACCUGCAAAGAUUGCCCUUAUGCAGCUAAAACAGAACAUCGGUUGAAGAUUCAUAUGCUUUGCCAUUCACAGACCAAAGCUUACUCCUGCCAUCACUGCACAUACACAGCAAGAACGAAUUACGAGUUGAACCAUCACAUGAAGAGACACGAGCCAAGGAGCUGUUCCCAGUGUAACUUUGUUUGUUACUCCCGCCCUGAGCUUAAGAAACAUGUCUUCACACAUUCCUCCUUUGACUGCAGCGAGUGUGAUUUUAAAACCAACGACCGAGCCGAGUACAGCAAACACAGUAAAAAACACUCCCUGGUGCAGCACCUGUGCUGCGAGCUCUGUGGGUAUUCCUGCGACACCAUGAAAAAAUUCAAGUACCACAAGCUCCGGCAUGAGAAUAAAACACCAUACCAGUGUCAAGACUGUGAUUAUAAAUGCAGUUCCAGGGCCAGCUUUGACUGCCAUCGUCUAAAACACGCUGGGCUGAAGCCAUACCUUUGCUCCUUCUGUGGCGCCGCCUUCAGGAAAACGUCCCACCUGAACCAGCACCUGCUGAUUCACAAAGACGAGAAAGCUUUCAAAUGUAGUGAGUGUGGGUAUGCCUGCAGGACCAAGCACAACCUGAAGGAGCAUGAAAUGACCCACUCAGGGGAGAAGCCUUUUGCCUGCAAGUACUGCAGCUUUUCUUGUCGUCGAAACAAAGCCUUACAACUGCACAUGCUGAAGCAUGAGAGCCACAGCAUGGUACUUCCACAGAUGCAAUUGCCAUUGUUGCAAAUGACCAUGCAGAUGCCAAUGAACCUUCCACUUAUGUCACCUUUGUAAACUUACUUUUUU
This is a messenger RNA of Physella acuta, 4199 nucleotides long. RefSeq names its product zinc finger protein 780B. The record is from RefSeq and is a predicted model, not a curated record. Lineage: Eukaryota; Metazoa; Mollusca; Gastropoda; Physidae.